Molecule: messenger RNA, 1715 nt
Organism: Thunnus maccoyii (southern bluefin tuna)
Lineage: Eukaryota; Metazoa; Chordata; Actinopteri; Scombriformes; Scombridae
Gene: vapal
Product: VAMP (vesicle-associated membrane protein)-associated protein A, like
Exons: 6
Coding region: 186-923 (245 amino acids)
Biological process (GO): neuron projection development
Cellular component (GO): endoplasmic reticulum membrane; plasma membrane
Molecular function (GO): FFAT motif binding
Source: RefSeq, a predicted model, not a curated record
CAUCAGUUGCUCAGCCACGAGGGCGCGCAACAGGGUUGUGCACUCGCGCGUUCAAGUAUUUGUACCCACAUGCUCGUUCUCAGAGCUCAGUCAGCGUUUGACUCAGUGGUGGCAGCAGGGGUUCGAGGAUUUCCACUUGUCAGUUACUCCCCGAUCCCGAAAUCAAGUGCAUCCCCUCAGCUAAAAUGUCAAAGUUGGAUCAGGUCCUCGUCCUUGACCCUCCCUCUGACCUCAGAUUUAAAGGUCCUUUCACAGAUGUCGUCACCACCAGCCUCAAAUUGAAGAACCCUUCUGACAAAAGAGUGUGUUUCAAAGUGAAGACGACAGCGCCGCGCCGGUACUGUGUACGGCCAAACAGCGGCGUCAUCGAUCCGGGAGCAACUGUCAGCAUCUCUGUCAUGCUACAGCCCUUUGACUAUGACCCCAAUGAGAAAAGUAAACACAAAUUCAUGGUGCAGACGAUUUUUGCCCCGCCAAAUGUUUCUGACAUGGACUCAUUGUGGAAAGAUGCAAAACCCGAUGAUCUCAUGGAUUCCAAACUGAGAUGUGUCUUCGAGCUGCCUUCUGAAAACGAUAAAGUGAAUGACGUGGAGGCGACCAAAGCAGCCCCCGUGAUGAACUCUGCAAAGGCCGACUCAUCAGCAGCCACAGUGCCUGCCACUGCCUCACUGGAUGAUACAGAGAUGAAGAAGGUGCUGGAGAAGUGCAAGAGGCUGCAAACUGAGAUGAACAAGCUGGCUGAGGAGAACCGGCAAUUAAAGGACGAUGGUGUUAGAAUGAGAAAGGUACCCCGCUCAGACCACGUGACAUCAAACUCAACCAGCCUCCUCGGCCGAGAAGCCGGCGCCGCCUCCCUGCCCUCCCUCCUCGUCGUCAUAGCAGCCAUCUUCAUCGGUUUCUUCCUAGGGAAGUUCAUCUUGUAGACUGGGAGAUGCAUGCCAGCCGUAUCCCCCGCCCCGGCUCCGGAAUAAAAAAGGCCUGGAAAAACCGAGAAGUCUUUCUGUUGACUUUGCCAUAUCAUUGGUAGUGUGGCCUACAGUGAACACAUCUGUACAGCAUCAUUCGAAGGCGUCGCCUUUUUACAAUCUCACACGGUUAGUACACACAGAGAGCUGAGAAAGAAAGGCGACAAAAAAAGUGAUUGCUCCCUUUUUGGUUUUCUGUUUUUGAUGGCUGGAUUAUACAGGUAAUGUGGCGGGACAAUGAAAGUUGUAUUCUAUCAGUCAACAUGGAAGAUGCACCUAAAGUGAACCAUGGGCAAGAGGCAGUCAAAAGAUUAGAUUUUUUUUUUUCUCUCUCUCUCUGUUGUUUUUAAUAGGAAUUGAAUGGAAUGUUAGGUGUCUUGUAAAUGUUGUUUUAAAUCCUUUUAAUCAAAAAAGGAAAGAACUUCCAUCAAAAGACCUUGCUACCUGUUGCUGGAUUGCCUCUGAAGUAAAUUUGUUCAGUUUGUAAUUUCUACUUCUUGUCUUGGAAUGUUCAGGUCCAGCUGGGGAUAUAGGUGCCUCCUUCUUGUACAUUUCUGUCCUUUUCCUGACAACACCAAUGCAGACUUUAUAUUAUUAUUAUUAUUAUUAUUAUUAUUAUUAAUAAUAUUAUACUACAGAUCGUAUAUUCCUUCUGAGGCAAAUAUUGACUGAAAUAAGGUCUCCAUUCUUAAAAUCCUGUCCCAUGGUAUUAAGCGUUGAAGAAAUAAAAACGAAAAAAUGUGGUUUUGA